This is a messenger RNA of Staurois parvus, 339 nucleotides long. The record is from the annotation of a GenBank genome assembly. NCBI's taxonomy places the organism in Eukaryota, Metazoa, Chordata, Amphibia, Anura, Ranidae.
AUGAUAAGCAUUCACUUGUGUGUUCAGAUAGCAUUCUUUUUCUGGCUCUUCAGGUUUGUAUGUUGCUUGGUACACACACUUUGUGCACUAAGACUGGCCUUUCCUGACCCCACCACCAUCCCAGGAUUCUUUUGCGAAUUAUAUCAGCUGUUUCAACUAUCAUCUUCUGACAAAUUCCUCAAUAAUUUACUUUUAUAUGUUGAAUCUGUAAGUAUUGGAGUCACUAGCUUUCUCAUUACUUUCCUCUCCUAUGUCUACAUUUUCAAAGCCAUUCUAAAAAUUACAUUGAAGGAUGGAAGACGGAAAGCUUACUCCACCUGCAGUUCUCACCUCACGUGA